Messenger RNA from Fonsecaea multimorphosa CBS 102226, 453 nucleotides. RefSeq lists its product as uncharacterized. The record is from RefSeq and is a predicted model, not a curated record. Bases 1 to 453 code for a protein of 150 amino acids. NCBI's taxonomy places the organism in Eukaryota, Fungi, Ascomycota, Eurotiomycetes, Chaetothyriales, Herpotrichiellaceae. The transcript is spliced from 3 exons.
AUGAAUUCCCGCUCCUCCGGGGUUUCUGCCUUCCUGCUCGGUUUGCUGGGCUCUGUUGGCUUUGUCACUGCAACGCUUUCUGCUGAGGGCAGUCCUGCUGCUGAGAAUGGGAUUCAGUUCAAUGCUACCAACGCUGCCGCUAAACUGGGUGAUCGAGCCACCAACGGCAUCUACAUCUGCCAAUAUCCGCAAUGGAAAGGCACGUGUUUCUGGACACCAAUCGACCCAUCAUCCUACAACGAAUGCGCCAUCAUCACAUCACACGGUGGCUGGGCUUCGGUUGGGCCUGAUCAGGGCGUUAAGGUCGAUCUUUAUCGUGAUACCGCAUGCCAGCAACCGUUCUGGGCAGGUCUGGUCUACCCGGGCUCCGACGACGUGCCUGCAGAGGUUGCGGCUCGAGGGCUUCCUGCAGUGACUGGGGAUCAGUUCGGAGCAGUCUUCAGAGCACCGUGA